Molecule: messenger RNA, 2981 nt
Organism: Vitis vinifera (wine grape)
Lineage: Eukaryota; Viridiplantae; Streptophyta; Magnoliopsida; Vitales; Vitaceae
Product: pentatricopeptide repeat-containing protein At2g22410, mitochondrial-like
Biological process (GO): RNA modification
Molecular function (GO): protein binding; RNA binding
Source: RefSeq, a predicted model, not a curated record
GUCUCAUUCAAACCCAACAAAUCUUUGAAGCUUUUUCCCGCCUGAAUACAGGCGCAAAGAGAAGGAAAAACACUGAUGUUUAUCCUCUUUCUCAUUCGCCUCGGAUCUCUACGUUGGAUUCAAAAGCCUUCACUUCCUUCUUCACGACACAUUCACACUCGCGCUCUCUCACCCCACAAAGAAAACCCCAUAAAUUGGAACACAAACCACUCUUUUGUUCUCUCAAAUCCUUUCCUCUCUCUUCUGGAAAAAUGCAAAUCCAUCUCCCAGCUGAAGCAAAUCCAGUCCCAAAUGGUCCUAACAGGGCUAAUCGAAGAUGGGUUUGCCUCCAGUAGGUUGAUCGCUUUUUGUGCUAUCUCAGAAUGGCGAGAUCUUGAUUACUGUACUAACAUUUUGUUUAAUACCCGAAACCCUAAUACGUUUUCUUGGAAUGUGGCUAUUAGAGGGUUUUUGGACAGCGAGAACCCGCGAGAAGCUGUUGUAUUGUAUAAGAGAGUGUUGCAAUGUGAUGGGACUAAGCCUGAUAAUUACACCUACCCUUUGUUGUUUAAGGCUUGUGCGAGGUUGUCGUUGAUUCGGAUGGGAAGUGAGAUUCUUGGGCAUGUGUUGCAUUUGGGUUUUGAUUCGGAUAUAUUUGUAUCUAAUGCGGUGAUUCACUUGUUGGUGUCGUGUGGGGAUCUAGACGGUGCACGGAAAAUGUUUGAUAAAAGUUGUGUAAGGGAUUUGGUUUCUUGGAAUUCAAUGAUAAAUGGGUAUGUUCGGAGAGGGUGGGCGUAUGAGGCAUUAAAUUUUUAUAGGGAAAUGAAGGUGGAGGGAAUUAAGCCAGAUGAGGUUACAAUGAUUGGGGUUGUUUCCUCAUGUGCCCAGUUGGAGGAUUUGGAUCUUGGAAGAGAGUCACAUUGUUAUAUUGAAGAAAAUGGAUUGAAACUUACAGUUCCACUUGCUAAUGCGCUUAUGGACAUGUACAUGAAGUGUGGGAAUUUAGAGUCAGCACGAAAGUUAUUUGAUAGCAUGACAAACAAAACCAUGGUCUCGUGGACUACAAUGGUUGUGGGCUAUGCCCAGUCUGGCCUUCUGGAUAUGGCAUGGAAGCUUUUUGAUGAGAUGCCGGACAAAGAUGUGGUACCUUGGAAUGCCAUGAUUGGUGGUUAUGUUCAUGCCAACCGUGGUAAGGAGGCUUUGGCUUUGUUUAAUGAAAUGCAAGCCAUGAAUAUAAAUCCUGAUGAGGUAACCAUGGUUAGCUGCUUAAGUGCAUGCUCACAACUUGGAGCUCUUGAUGUUGGAAUAUGGAUUCACCAUUAUAUUGAAAAACAUGAACUUUCUCUAAAUGUGGCAUUGGGGACUGCCCUAAUUGACAUGUAUGCCAAAUGUGGGAAGAUCACUAAGGCUAUUCAGGUUUUCCAAGAGCUUCCUGGAAGAAAUUCUUUGACUUGGACAGCCAUUAUUAGUGGUUUAGCCCUUCAUGGGAAUGCACAUGGUGCCAUAGCUUACUUCUCGGAGAUGAUUGAUAAUAGUGUGAUGCCAGAUGAGGUCACCUUCCUUGGCUUAUUAUCAGCUUGUUGUCAUGGAGGUUUGGUUGAAGAGGGUCGUAAGUAUUUUUCUCAAAUGAGCUCCAAAUUUAAUCUUUCCCCCAAGCUUAAACACUAUUCUUGCAUGGUGGAUCUUCUAGGAAGGGCUGGUCUUUUAGAGGAGGCAGAAGAACUGAUUAAGAGUAUGCCAAUAGAGGCAGAUGCUGUUGUGUGGGGUGCACUGUUUUUUGCAUGUCGAAUUCAUGGGAAUGUUUUGAUGGGAGAACGAGCAGCUUCUAAACUUCUUCAAAUGGAUCCUCAUGACAGUGGAAUUUAUGUUUUGCUUGCAAAUAUGUAUGGAGAAGCAGAAAUGUGGAAGGAGGCCGGGAAGGCGAGGAAGCUGAUGAGGCAGAGAGGAGUGGAGAAGACUCCUGGUUGUAGUUCAAUUGAGGUGAAUGGUAUUGUUUAUGAGUUCAUUGUUAGAGACAAAUCACACCCUCAAUCUGAACAGAUCUACGAAUUUGAUUCAGUUAACAAGACAGUUGGAGCUUGUUGAGUGUACUCCGGUUUUUCCUAUAUUUGGAGAUAACUCUCUCUUUGGUUCUGACUUUGGCAGAUGCAUUUGAAUUUGCAGGGUUUCAAUGGCAAGACAUGAUAGCUUAUUCGUUUUCACACCCGAGUGUCAUCCAGAGGUAUCUGGCAGAUGCAUCUUAGUUUCUGCCUUUCCCUGGAUGUUUAACCUCACAGCUGCUGCUGCUGUGACUGCUAAAAGCCCGCCCUCCAUAUAAGGCACUUUGCAUAUAGACCUCUUUGGAGAAAGGCUUUGUUAGCCCUGCCUUUGGGUUUCUUAUGGCUGGAGUUUCUAUCAUGGUGUUCAAACGGCUGCGGCUCUGAUUGAGGAUAUGAAGCUUUCAUUCCACAUCCAGGAUGAGAUGUGCCUUGAAGCAUGCGAUAGAAUUGGAAAUCGUUUAAACUGAACGAACUAAAUGCAAAGGGGUUUUUCCGAUGUCUGUAGUCAACAUGGAUAAUUUUAUCUUUUGACACUCCACUCAGGCCAUAAAUAUCGAAGUUAAGAGGUGGGUCAAUUUAAAAAUGACUGCAGCUUUGGAUGGCUAAUGGAAAUUAUUUUCUGUUAAGUUGAAAUUAGUUGGUGGUACUGCUACUUCUUCCCCAAUCUUUAUUCAUACCUGGACUGUAUGUGCACAUCCAUCUGGUAGACAAUGCAGAGGCUGCAAAGGAGGGAGGAGAGAGGCAAUCCUAGCACUGGAUUUUUUCUAGAUUUCUUCAACAUCGUCUAAAGAUAAAUAAUGCCUCUUAACGAUAUCUUCUAGGUAUGUUUCACCAUUGAUUUCUUCAUCAUCUAUGCCUUCUUCUUCCCUCCAACACUAGCACUGGAUUUUAUUUUAUUUAAUUGUUUUCUAGAUUUUAAGAGAUCUUUUGUUUUCUAAAGCAUAAUUCUUAUGUUCUUUCUCA